This is a messenger RNA of Glarea lozoyensis ATCC 20868, 684 nucleotides long. Its product is annotated as Thioredoxin-like protein. NCBI's taxonomy places the organism in Eukaryota, Fungi, Ascomycota, Leotiomycetes, Helotiales, Helotiaceae. The transcript has 2 exons. The coding region runs from base 1 to 684 and encodes 227 amino acids. The record is from RefSeq and is a predicted model, not a curated record. Gene Ontology annotation, cellular component: cytoplasm. Gene Ontology annotation, molecular function: glutathione transferase activity; glutathione binding.
AUGGUCCUCACCCUCUACGGCUCAGCCAUGUCCACAGCCCGCGUCCACGUCGUCCUCCUCGAAUUAGCCCUAGAAUACAAACACAUCCCCAUCGACAUAUCCAAGGGCGAGCAAAAACACCCCUCAUACAUGAAAAUGCAACCUUUCGGCAAAGUCCCCGUCCUCGACGACGACGGCCUCGUUAUUUAUGAAAGUCGAGCGAUUUGCAGGUAUCUAGCCAGGAAGUAUCAAUCGGGGACGAAAUUUAUGCCAGAUGACGACGAUUUCGAAGCGUAUGCAAAGUUUGAACAGGCUGCUUCCAUUGAAAUUAGUUAUGUUGCAAGCGCGGCGGAAUGUAUUGGGACGGAGAUGGUUAUCAAAAAGUCCUCUCCCCCCCUGUGGCUCUUCCCCCCUUUCCCCUCUUCCCUCUUCCCUCUUCCCCCCCUUUCCAUCAACUCACACGCCCACAGAUAUCAAAACCUCGGUCCCCCAGACCUCCAGCGCGUCGCGCAAGCCGAAGCGGAUCUCCGCGCCGUCUUCAAGGUGUAUGAGGAUAUCCUGGGCAAGCAGCGGUAUUUGGCGGGAGAUGAAAUUAGUUUGGUGGAUCUGUUCCAUCUGCCGCAUUUGGAGGCGUUGUGGGUGGGUGGGUAUGAGGGGAUUUGGGGGGGGGUGUGGGAGGGUGGGGGAGUGGUGGGAGAGGGUUAG